AGGGCACUAUUGAUAAAAAUCUUGUGAUACCUUCGAAGGCUCAAACAAGGAAACUGGAAAGGGCCCCGCCUCCGAGUCUCACUAUUUUACGGCGAGACUUUCUUACAUUGAAUAAUUUUCCAGUUCUAUCACCUGCUCCGGCGAGCCAAAUUAGGGUUACAUGCUACACGAAGAAGAGUGGAGCUUCGGUUCUGGUGUUUGUCUUGUUUGAAACGGGGUCUCGCUCGCUCGGACAGCUUUUACUAGUUUUGUUGCCCAAAUCCUGUUCCUCUGUCAGUAAAUAAAACAGAAGAUGCUUUCGGGGUUGAAGUUCGUACCCCGGGAUCAGGUUGAUAAGGCACAAAAUGAAGACUUGAAUGAUUCUAGAAGAGAGAGAAAGAAUCCAGUUGGCAAGAAGGAAAGAGGUAGAAGGAAAAAGAAAAGUUAUCGACAUGGUAGUUCAGAUGAGGAUGACCUUGAAAGAAUAGGAAAAGGAUCUAGAAAUAAAAAGAAGUGGUAUUCUUCGGAUGAGUGCUCUUCAUACUCUAGCGGAAAAGAAAGUCAGAGCGGCUCUGACCAAGAUGAAAAGAAACGUAGGAAUAAGAAAAAAGCGAAGAAACGAUACGGGGAUUCUUCGGAAGAUGAAGCUAGAAACCGGUCAAAGAAGAAGUCAAGAAAUGGGAGAAAGGAUUAUUCAUCUGAAGACUCUUCUUUGCCUAAUUCUGAUGAUGAACAAAAGGAUAGCCGCAGUGGUAGAGAAGAUAAGCAUCCGAAAGGAAGUAAAACCCAUGGAAGGAAGAAGGGUAGUCAGAGAGGGAGUGAAAUAGAGUCUAUGGGAGAUGACUUGACUGGUGAUGGCAGAGGAUCUCAGUCCCUAGAUAGUAGCAAUACUGUGAGAAAGGAAAUGGGAUUAGAGUGGAUGCUUAGACCAAAAGACAACAUUGAGAGAGAGCCUGCAACAACUUCAGAUCAGCCUAAGGAACCUCAGGCUGAGGAGAUAAAGAGAGAACAUCCCAGAGAAUUGAAUCCAUAUUUGAAGAAUAAUGGAUCUGGUUAUCCAGAAGUUGAAGACGGGAAAAAGGCUGGGGUGUCAUCUUCUGUUGUUGGAGACGGGGGUGCCAGCUGGAGAUUAAAAGCCUUGAAGCGUGCUCAAGAGCAGGCGGCCCGAGAAGGACGGAAAUUGAAGGAGGUUGUGGAAGAGCGGUGGGGAUCAGUGGGUCAGCUAGCGGUUUCUGUGGCAUCUCGUAAAGCUGCUUCAUCUCGUGCUCACCUCCAUGCCAUACACAAUAGAAAGAGGGGCUUAACAGGGGAACACCAAACAGUUGUGGAGGAUCACAAUGAAAAGAUACCUGGCAAGAAUACUGACCGAGAAAGCAUGCGGGAUGUAUCUUGCCGACGUUCGGAGAUGAAAGUGCCUAAACUUCAUGAUUCUUUAUCUUGGGGCAAGCAGAAAAGGCAAACCAUGUCCUCCAAGGAUUCCGGCCUUAUCUCUAGUGCAUUGUCAAGCUUAAAUAGGUUUGCAAAUGAUGGAAGCUUUAUGAAUGAAGUUAUUCGUCAAAAGGAUGAUGAACCCGGUGGUUCUGUUGGCUCUCCAAACAGAGAGAGAAAAGUAGAGUCAGAGUCGGUACCUAGUGCAUCUUUUACAGUUAACGAGGGAUUGAGUGCAAACCAAUUGGCCGCAAAAGCGUUGCAACUUCGUUUGAAAGGAAAGCAUGAAGAAGCUGAAAAACUUAUGAAGGAAGCAGAAAAUGUUAAAGCAAAGCUAGUUGCUGAGGAUGAAUCCAGUCGGCCACCAACUGAGAGAAACACAAGAAGAUAUACAACGCAUGACACGUCUAUUCGGCAAAGGAAGAAAGAGGAUGAUGCUGACAUGCAUCUUGCCCAAAAGAUUGUACAAAACAAGAAGUUCAGUACAUCUGCUCAAGCAGAUGAUGAAUAUGAUUUCGAUGAUGGUCCAAGGAGAAAGGCGAAGAAAAAAGGGGGCACCGAUCAGAAGUUAAAUGAGAAGACUAAUUUUUCAACGCGCAUCUUAACUCAACAAGAGCGUUGCAAAUUCUGCUUUGAGAACCCCAAUAGGCCAAGACAUCUUGUGGUUGCUAUAGCCAAUUUCACCUACCUCAGUUUACCACACUGGCAGUCUGUUGCAGUGGGUCAUUGCUGCAUUUUAACAUUGCAGCAUGAAUCAGCUACAAGGGCUGUGGACAAUAAUGUGUGGGACGAAAUUCGCAACUUCAAGAAAUGCCUUAUCAUGAUGUUUGCAAAGCAAGAAAAGGAUGUUGUGUUCCUUGAAACGGUCAUGGGGUUGGCCCAGCAAAGGCGCCAUUGUUUGGUUGAGUGCAUUCCCUUGCCCCAGGACAUUGCAAAACAGGCACCUCUCUAUUUCAAAAAGGCAAUUGAUGAAGCUGAAGACGAGUGGAGCCAGCACAAUUCGAAGAAGCUCAUUGAUACAAGUGUAAAGGGGUUGCGUGGUUCUGUUCCCAAGGAUUUUCCGUACUUCCAUGUUGAAUUCGGAUUAAACAAGGGGUUUGUCCACGUGAUUGAUGAUGAGCAGCAGUUCAAAGCCAACUUCGGACUCAAUGUCAUAAGGGGCAUGCUGAAGUUGCCGGAAGAGGACAUUUAUGGUCGUAGGAAGCAUGAUUCAGAGGAGACUCAAAAGCAAGCUGUUUCGAGUUUUGCCCGAGAUUGGGCGCCUUUUGAUUGGACGAAACAGCUCGAGUGAACACCUGGAUCUCACAACUAACACACAUGAAUUUCACGAUAUCAUUAGUUUACAUCCCUUGAUGAUAUCUGCAGUUUCGUCCCCUAGAAUAGGUGGAUAGAAUACCCUUGGUAAUAAUUGUGGGAGUUACAACAGUUGUGAUUAGUCAUGUUAAGUGAUUUUCUUUCAGCUGGGAAAGAACUUCAUUUUAAACCUUUUUCUGGCGUGAGCGUGGGUGAGGCAUUGCUAUGGCUUGACCUCUUCAGCCAUCUUGUACUAUUUUGAGUUCUGAUUAAUGCUGUAUGAGUGACUGGGAGAAAGGAAAAUGAAAGAAAAAUGAUGGCUAGUUUCCACUGCAA
Messenger RNA from Rhododendron vialii, 3036 nucleotides. RefSeq lists its product as uncharacterized. The transcript has 11 exons. Lineage: Eukaryota; Viridiplantae; Streptophyta; Magnoliopsida; Ericales; Ericaceae. The record is from RefSeq and is a predicted model, not a curated record. Gene Ontology annotation, cellular component: post-mRNA release spliceosomal complex. Gene Ontology annotation, biological process: mRNA splicing, via spliceosome. Bases 293 to 2698 code for a protein of 801 amino acids.